AGGGGAGGGAGGCGGGGGUUGCUAAGCCAAAACGGGGACACUGCUUACAGAGCCGGGAGCCAGGACAGCCCAAGUGAGCGGACGUGGCACCGAGAGAGUUGGAAGGACAGUCAACAUAACAGAUCAUCAUGACAGAUAAACUUAAAGGCAGGAAUAUCAUCUUCGUUGUGGGUGGACCUGGCUCUGGUAAGGGAACCCAGUGUGAGAAAGUUGUGGCCAAAUAUGGCUUCACUCACCUGUCAUCUGGAGACCUUCUUCGUGCUGAGGUCAGCUCGGGGUCGGAGAGGGGCAAGCAGCUGGCUGCCAUCAUGGAGAAGGGAGAGCUGGUUCCCCUGGAUACGGUCCUGGACAUGAUAAAGGAGGCCAUGAUUGCCAAAGCCGACACGUCCAAGGGCUUCCUGAUUGACGGCUAUCCCCGUGAGGUCAGGCAGGGCGAGGAGUUUGAGAAGAAGAUUGGAGCCCCCAGCUUGCUUCUGUACAUCGACGCCAAGGCAGAAACCAUGGUGAAGAGGCUGAUGAAGCGUGGCGAGACCAGUGGCCGCACUGAUGACAAUGAGGAGACCAUCAAGAAGCGCCUAGACCUGUACUACAAAGCAACGGAGCCUGUGAUCGCUUUUUAUGAAGGCCGUGGAAUUGUCCGGAAGAUUGAUUCCGAAGGUUCAGUGGACCAGGUCUUCAGCCAAGUAGCCAAAGCUAUCGACUCCUUGAAAUAAAACCAUCAUGGGUGGAGAAACUA
Messenger RNA from Scleropages formosus (Asian bonytongue), 736 nucleotides. RefSeq names its product adenylate kinase 1 (gene ak1). The transcript has 7 exons. Gene Ontology annotation, cellular component: cytoplasm. Lineage: Eukaryota; Metazoa; Chordata; Actinopteri; Osteoglossiformes; Osteoglossidae. The record is from RefSeq and is a predicted model, not a curated record. Gene Ontology annotation, molecular function: AMP kinase activity; ATP binding; nucleoside diphosphate kinase activity. Gene Ontology annotation, biological process: ATP metabolic process; nucleoside triphosphate biosynthetic process. The coding region runs from base 129 to 713 and encodes 194 amino acids.